AUGGGACCAGCCAAUAAAUCUCAAACAUCUCCAGAUACCUUCUUGCUGAUGGGCAUCCCAGGACUAGAGCACCUGCAUAUCUGGAUUGGGAUUCCCUUCUGCUCCAUGUACAUGGUGGCUGUGGUGGGGAAUGUGACCAUCCUGGCCGUGGUGAGGGCAGAGCGGAGUCUCCAUGAGCCUAUGUUCCUCUUUCUGUGCAUGCUUUCUGUCACUGACCUGGUCCUCUCCACAUCUACACUGCCUCGCAUGCUCUGUCUCUUCUGGCUUGGAGCGCGUGACAUUGCCUUUGAUGCUUGCCUGGCUCAAAUGUUCUUCAUCCAUAGCUUUACUGCUAUGGAAUCAGGAUUUUUCCUGGCCAUGGCCUUUGACCGUUACGUGGCCAUUUGUCAUCCACUGCACCAUACCACGAUUCUCACCCAUGCUCGCAUUGCCAAAAUGGGAGCUUCUGUGGUACUCCGGGGAGUGGCCUUCUUUUCCCCACAUCCUAUCCUGCUCAGGCAGCUGCCCUACUGCAGAACACGAGUCAUUACCCACACCUACUGUGAGUUCAUGGCCGUGGUGAAGCUGGCGUGUGUGGACACAGGAGCUACCAAACGUUACAGCCUCAGUGUAGCCUCUGUCAUUGGUUCCUGCGAUGGCUUUUUCAUUGCUGUCUCUUAUGCCCUAAUCCUCCGUGCAGUCUUUCGCCUUCCAUCACAGGAAGCAAGUUUUAAAGCUCUAGGAACCUGUGGCUCUCAUGUCUGUGUCAUCCUUGUUUUCUACUCCACAGCUGUCUUUACCUUCCUCACUCACCGCUUUGGCCACAAUGUGGCCCCCCAAAUUCAUAUCUUUAUUGCCAAUAUGUACCUUCUGGUACCACCUUUCCUUAACCCCAUUGUUUAUGGUAUUAGAACCAAAAAAAUUCGAGACCAUGUCCUUAGUUCUCUAAAGGUAAAAGUCACUUGAUUAUCCUGGAAUUGUUUGCAGAGAUGGUAUCAUAAUCAGAAGGGAAGUAGGGAAAUAAUUGAUCCCAUUUUCAUAAAUGACAUGGAAUUUUCUCCCACUGAAAUCAGACACAGAGAAGAGUGACCACACAUAAUAGAAAUUCCACAAUUGUAGUGAAACUAGAGGGCAUGAGACAUUUUGUGCACACAUGGAUUUUAAGGAGCUUCCUUAAAGCUUUUUUAAUUGGAAAGCAGUCCCCUUCUGCUCCUUGCUGCUACUGAUCUGUGUUGUAACUGGGGGUGGUAGUUUAUUUUGAAGUAGGCGUGAUUUAAAAAAAAGUGAAGAAGCCCAUGAGAACCUCAAAAAUUCCAUGUAAAGUAUUUGCAAUUGAAAAUUUAAUGAUCACUAUCAAUAUUCUGCAGAAGAGGCAAUAUAAUAGGAUUGAUGUCUUUUUAAUACAGGACAUAGUAAUUGUGUAUUUUAGUCACAAGAAUGGACACACACAAGACAAGUUGUCAAGCAGAAAUGUGGAAAAGUUCAAUAGUGCAAUAAUCAAGCCCACAGAAUUUUUAAACAUAUUGCUCAUAGAAUAUUCUGUCUCCACAAAGCAUAACUUGUGCCUCUUAUUGUUUUGUUAUCUAAACUAAGACUGGGUCUCUUAAAGAUAUUCUCUUUACCUUCAUCACAAAUUAUCCUGAAACCAGAAACAACUUUAUGCUUGAUGGUAUGUAUCUACUUGGGAAUUUGCCCAGAGCUUAGGCCCAAGCCCACUGAACUAGAUACAGAUAUUACAUGUGCUUGC
Neofelis nebulosa (Clouded leopard) is the source of this 1726-nucleotide messenger RNA. Its product is annotated as olfactory receptor 52D1-like. Gene Ontology annotation, molecular function: G protein-coupled receptor activity; olfactory receptor activity. NCBI's taxonomy places the organism in Eukaryota, Metazoa, Chordata, Mammalia, Carnivora, Felidae. Gene Ontology annotation, biological process: G protein-coupled receptor signaling pathway. The record is from RefSeq and is a predicted model, not a curated record. The transcript has a single exon. Gene Ontology annotation, cellular component: membrane. The coding region runs from base 1 to 945 and encodes 314 amino acids.